GAUGAAAUAAAGUACUAGACAAGUAUAGAGUUGAAAGAGUCAGUUCAAAAUGUCACAAUUGAGACAUGCAUCAACAGGGUCAGUGGCGAAAUACGACGCAGACACUGGAACCGAACCGGACAUAUAUAUCCUCGGACAAGAUCGAGAAAGCGAUUGUAUGGAGGCAUUAUAAUGGCGGUCUGAGGAGAAAAGAGCAGCAGGGCACCUUAAAACCACAUGGCAAAGAACCAUUGACAAGGAGAAGAGAAGGGUGGAGAAACUGGAAUGAGACCAGAACAGUGACAUAAAGCAACUGGUUGGAGAAAUCGUGUUGGAGAUAUCUAACUAACUAACUUACUUACUAACUAGAGCGGGGUAAAUGGUAUCGACUAACUCUACCUCUCAAAAUUGCUGAGAUUGUGCCUAAAUUAGAAACAAUUAUUAUUAGAGAAAUCAACGACAGAAUCGGUUGCGCACUGAGCGAAAUCCUUUGUGGAAUUCUUGAUAGUUUCUCGAUUUAUAACUCUCCCUUCAAAAUACAAGGCCCUGUACUUCUGCUAGAAAUUAUGAUUAUAUUGUUUUCCAGUCGAUAUGCCACACUUAACACCCCAUCAGUUGUCUUGUUCACCUACAUGGUGUUAUUUCCUUACCAGUACACAUACAGCCAGUCAGUAUUAAAUAAUGGCAUAAAAACAAUAAUUUUUCUUAAUUCAACUUGGACCGACUAUGAGAUUUCCUCGUGGAAUUUGACAGACGACAACGUCAGCAACAAAAGUAGAACUCCUUUAUCAUCGCACGUCAUUGUAAAUUCAAAAUCAGAGAUGGUUACUACGGAAGAAAACAGUACCUCACAAACCGUACCCUUGUCUGAGAUGUGUAAGAUCGCAGAAGAAUAUAGCAACUGGAAUUUUGAGUAUAAGUAUUCAGUUGAGUAUUUAAAGGAAGUAGUUUGCAAAUGCUACGGAGCCUGUAAUAUGGUAAAACCGGAUAUGGAUCAUAUAAAGAAACUAAAAGAGGAAUAUGAGAAUCCAUUAGCUCCACAUAACAUCGUACAAUUUCUUCUUGUCAUGUGCUCAUACUCUUUCCUGCUGUUGAUUGGCUUCAUAGGUAAUAUGACAACUAUUUGCGGUCUUAUUUUUUGGGUGAAAUCAAAAGCACCAACAAUAUAUUUCAUUUUAAGUUUAACAUCAGCUGACCUCAUUCUUGUAGUGGUUUGUAUCCCUAUUAAGCUUGCUGAAACAUUGAAAGCUGUGAACAAUUUGGCAGAUGCCGUUUGUAAGCUGAUGUACUAUAUACGGGAUUUCACCUUUGUCUUCUCCAUUAUCACAAUGUGCGUUAUAAGCCUGGAAAGAUAUUAUGCCAUAUGCCAUCCUCUUAAAGCUCAAUACAAAUGUACCAAGAAACGGUCGAUCAUCAUCAUCGUUAUGAUUUGGUGUCUGUCCUUCGUUUUGGCAUCACCAACACUCGUUGCUAUGAAAACUUACCUAUCAAAUGUAAACAUACUCGAUGGCUAUCAAUGUCGCCAGAACUUCGAAAAAGACGUACACUUAUACGCGUUUUUUGCUUAUUACUUGGGCAUUCUCUUCUUCCUCCCUUUUCUGGUGAUGGUGUUUGCCUACAGUAGCAGUUGUCACUCCCUGUGGAAGAGUGCACAAACAUCACAAGUGUUGCAAGGCAUUCAAACCGUCAGUGCCGGCGCUGAAGAAACAACGCAAAAUACAAAGAAAGGAAAUGAUUACAAGGGAAGAAUGAAGGUGAUCAAGAUGAUGAUUUUAAUACUUGUAUCAUUCAUAAUAUUCUGGGGACCGUCGAUGGUGUACCGAAUAAUUAUGGUGAAAACAUCCAAAAAUAGGCGGCUACUUAUUCAAAUCUUUGACGGCCUUGUUGUAGUGAACAGCUGUACAAACCCAUACAUUUUCAUGACCAUGUCAUCUCAAUUCAAGACAGCUGCUAUUAAAGCUUGUUCUUAUGGACUGCGAUUCUUCAAGCCUUGCUGCAACAUUAAAGAUUACGCAAGUCAACGUAAAUUUAAUAUGUCACGUGAUUAUUCAUCGGAAAUCUCUUUAUCAACAAGUCGUAGUUCAAUAUCAAGAACUGCCAGUGAAUAUUACUAGAUAUCAUAUACAACACCCUAUUAAGUUGGAUAUCGUAUAUAUAGUCUAUGCCAUCUGAGAAUGUUAUUAUUCAUUAUAUACAAACUGACCAUAAGAUAAUUAAUGCGAGACAUCAUGCAGAAGUACAACCAUAAACAAGUAUUGCGAUGAAAAAUAUAAAACUCUAGUCAUAUAUUUGUGUAUUACGCACAAACUAGAUCAUAAAAUAAUCACAGCCACGGCGAAAGAAUAAACAUUACUAAAUACCAUAUUAAUGCACAGACUUAAAUAAAUUUACACGACGGGUUCUAUACAGUUUCCGACUACCCAGUUUCACUCACAAGGUAUAGGUCUAUCCGAGAUGUCACGUAGCGACAUCGAACCUGAAACCUCAUGGUUCCAAAUAAAACUUUUAAACCUUUGGCUAAAUAGCACCUGUAUAUGUUUGAAUGUGUGUGCGUAUACAAAGGAAUGCAUGUGUGUACGUCUAUAUAUAUAUAUAUAUAUAUAUAUAUAUAUAUAUAUAUAUAUAUAUACAUGCAUAUAUUAAUGUGUGUGUAUGUAUAUUUGUAUGCGUGUAUGUAUGUAUGUAUGUAUUGUGUAAGUAAAAUGAACAGAAAAGAGGACAACACAGGAGGAACAAAAUAUUAGCUAAACAAGAAAGUGUUUUAACGUUUCAGGAGUUGGUACUUCAUCAAGAGAAACAAAGAGCAUAGGGGAAGUGAAAAGAGAAAUAGUCAAUUAGAGGGAAAUCGGGCGGAGUGUUAGAAACCACGUGGGAAUGCUGUUCUAUAGGGGACGUUAAGAAGGUUGGAAGGGCUGGGUAUACAGACAUAGGUAUGCAAGGUGGACACAAAAGUACUGUUUUAGUGUGCUCUAUAGGUGUUGAGAUUAGAAAGUGUAGAAGUAUAACUGUAGAAGUUAGUGAAGUUGUAAGGUAUUGGUAUUUGUGUAAUAUUUAGGUGAGGGAGAAAUAAAAGCGCAUUUAUGAGAAAGUAAAACGAGAGGGAGUUUGAGGAUUAAAUAGAUAUUGGUGAAGCAAAUGGGACAUAAAGGGUUUGACUGAUAUCUAUGCAACUGUAUGACAAAAUUACAUGGGUGUAUGAAACUUUUAAAACAAGUAUGGGCCGUUUAAACUAAGUUAUGAGAAAAGGAGAAAGUGUGUAAAUGCUGUGAAGAGAAAGAAAGUUAAAGAAAUUGGUAAAAAUUACAUAAACUUAAUAAAAUGUCCGGAGAAUUUGGCAGAGUUCCGAAGUUGAUAAGAAUCUGUUAUGAUCUACAAGUAAGAGGGAUAUGAAGUCGCUUGGUCUGGACAUCCUGAGAUGGGAGGAGGUUGCAAAUGAUCGCCCACAUUGGAGGCAAAUAUUGAGAAAGGGAAUGAAGAGAGCGGAAGAAAAACAAGAACUCGCCAUAACAGUAAAAUAUAGAAGUUCGGACAUUACUUAUGGGAUGACCUGGUAUAUAUAUAUAUAUAUAU
This is a messenger RNA of Octopus bimaculoides (California two-spot octopus), 3549 nucleotides long. RefSeq names its product QRFP-like peptide receptor. The record is from RefSeq and is a predicted model, not a curated record. Gene Ontology annotation, biological process: G protein-coupled receptor signaling pathway. Gene Ontology annotation, molecular function: G protein-coupled receptor activity. Gene Ontology annotation, cellular component: plasma membrane. Lineage: Eukaryota; Metazoa; Mollusca; Cephalopoda; Octopoda; Octopodidae.